Messenger RNA from Mus musculus (house mouse), 1840 nucleotides. It is a transcript of the gene Anxa10, whose product is annotated as annexin A10. NCBI's taxonomy places the organism in Eukaryota, Metazoa, Chordata, Mammalia, Rodentia, Muridae. The coding region runs from base 166 to 1140 and encodes 324 amino acids. The transcript is spliced from 12 exons. The record is from RefSeq and is marked validated. Gene Ontology annotation, molecular function: calcium ion binding; calcium-dependent phospholipid binding.
UGAUUUGCCUCUGUAUUUUCUUGCCUGAGAUAUUUGGUCAGGCAGAUAUAUUUAAAUUUGGAACUGCAGGGAACCUCAGCCAUUCUGGCCUCAUAGGGAACAACUCUGAAGCAGGACCUUUACUGAAAUCCUGGUGAUCUACCCUGGUUACUUCCUCUCUUGAAAAUGUUUUGCGGGGAAUAUGUCCAAGGAACCAUCUUCCCAGCUCCAAAUUUCAAUCCCAUGAUGGAUGCCCAAAUGCUAGGCGGAGCACUCCAAGGAUUUGACUGCAACAAAGACAUGCUGAUUGACAUCCUAACACAACGCAGCAAUGCACAGCGGCAGAUGAUAGCUGGGACCUAUCAGAGCAUGUAUGGCCGGGACCUGAUUUCAGUUCUGAAGGAACAACUUUCAUCUCACUUCAAAGAAGUGAUGGUGGGCCUGAUGUAUCCUCCACCAUCUUAUGAUGCUCAUGAGCUCUGGCAUGCCAUGAAGGGACCAGGAACUGAUGAGAAUUGCCUCAUUGAAAUAUUAGCUUCAAGAACAAAUGGGGAGAUUUUCCAGAUGCGAGAAGCCUACUGUUUACAGUACAGCAAUAACCUUCAAGAGGACAUUUACUCAGAAACCUCAGGACACUUCAGGGAUACUCUCAUGAACUUGGUCCAGGCAAACAGGGAGGAAGGAUACUCUGAUCCUGCAAUGGCUGCUCAGGAUGCAAUGGUGCUGUGGGAAGCCUGCCAGCAGAAGACUGGGGAACAUAAAACCAUGAUGCAGAUGAUCCUGUGCAACAAGAGCUACCCACAACUUUGGCUGGUUUUCCAGGAAUUUCAAAAUAUUUCUGGCCAAGACCUGGUGGAUGCCAUCAAUGACUGUUACGAUGGUUAUUUCCAGGAGCUGCUGGUUGCUAUUGUUCGUUGUAUCCAGGACAAACCAAGCUAUUUUGCUUAUAAAUUAUACAGGGCAAUCCAUGAUUUUGGCUUCCAUAACAAAACUGUCAUCAGGAUUCUCAUCGCCAGAAGUGAAAUAGACCUAAUGACCAUAAGGAAACGUUACAAAGAGAGAUUUGGAAAAUCCCUCUUUCAUGAUAUCAAAAAUUUUGCUUCAGGGCACUAUGAGAAAGCACUACUUGCCAUCUGUGCUGGUGAUGUGGAAGACUACUGAAAAGAGGGAGAGUUUGAAGGUGAUGCGAUCUUCUUUAUAGGCACCCGACAUAGACUGCUGAACGCGUGCUGUAUUCACACUGAAACAGAACUAUAAAAUCAAAUUUUUCUUCUAUCUCUACAAUUAUUCUGAGACAAAAAUCUCCUCUGUUGGAAAUGUGUAAUCCUAGAUUUGUAGCCCUUAUUCAAUUAGUAAUCAAUUAAACUGUAUAUGGUAGAAUAAGAAAAGCACUGCAUUGGAAUCAAUUUUAUUUACAUGUGAACUGUCAGUUCCUACAACAAGAAAAUCUGACAGGACUGUUUUAAUAUCAGUCUGAAAUGUGGAAAAUUGACCACUGUCUGUGUGACCACCAUCCAUAUUAUGGUCACCAUUAGUGCCUGAUCACCCUCUGUGUGUGACCACUGUCAAUGUGACCACCAUCCAUGUUAUGGUCACCAUUAGUGCCUGAUCACCCUCUGUGUGUGACCACUGUCAGUGUGACCACCGUCCAUAUGUGUUCACCCUCAGUGUGUAAUAACUCUCAGUGCAUGAUCACCCUCAAAGAAAUUGCCUGGACUCUUGGACAAACAAAACAAAGCUGAAGCAAGGGCCUAGAAUAGCCUUGUAAUGAAAAUAGAUAAUCACAAAUAAACUAUACCAAGAGGCAUACUUUCUGAAUUAGUUGUACUAAAACUUGAAUAAAAAGUAAGGGUUUGCGUGC